Molecule: messenger RNA, 1059 nt
Organism: Lichtheimia ornata
Lineage: Eukaryota; Fungi; Mucoromycota; Mucoromycetes; Mucorales; Lichtheimiaceae
Exons: 7
Coding region: 1-1059 (352 amino acids)
Biological process (GO): protein dephosphorylation
Molecular function (GO): cation binding; protein serine/threonine phosphatase activity
Source: RefSeq, a predicted model, not a curated record
AUGGGUCAAACACUUUCAGAACCGAUAACCACCAAAGAAACCACGGAAGGUGGCGAUGCACGAGUCCAUUAUGGUGCUUCUUGCAUGCAAGGCUGGAGAAUCAACAUGGAGGACGCUCAUACCACUAUUCCCGAGUACAAGAAUACAGGUGCUAGUUUCUUCGCUGUUUUUGAUGGUCAUGGUGGUCCCAAUGUGGCAAAAUACAGUGGCAAGCACCUACACGAUCUUGUGUUUGAAUCAAAAUACUACAAGGAAGGCGAUAUCAAAGAAGCAUUACGAAGCAGUUUCCUUGGUAUUGACGAGAAACUACGUCAAGACCCCGAAUUCCAGCAUGAAGCAUCCGGAUGUACAGCAGUGGCUGGUUUACUCAGCAAGGACAACAUUCUUUAUGUGAGUAAUGCAGGCGAUUCUCGAGCAAUCAUUUGUACCCGUGGACGUGCUAUCGCUCUUUCUCAAGAUCACAAACCUGGCAAUGAAAAAGAAACGGCUCGAAUUGAAAAGGCAGGUGGCCAUGUUGAAUUUGGUCGUGUAAAUGGUAAUCUUGCAUUGUCACGUGCAUUGGGCGAUUUCGAAUUCAAGGCAAACAAGAAUCUUCCUGCUGAAGAGCAGGCCGUGAGUGCUGAACCCGACGUGCUUGAACAUCAAUUGAAUCCCAACGAUGAAUUUAUGGUGAUUGCAUGCGAUGGUAUCUGGGAUUGUAUGACCAACCAACAGGUCGCCGACUUCGUCCGUGCAAAGAUCAGAGACAAGGUGCCAUUGAAAGAAAUCUGUGAGGAUAUCAUGGAUGAAUGUCUCGCCGAACAAAGCGAUUUUGGAGGAGUUGGUUGCGACAACAUGUCAGUUAUUGUGGUUGCUUUCUUGCAAGGAAAAUCUCUCGAUGCAUGGUACGACAAUGUUGCAGCAAAUGUCCCUGAUUCGUUGAAGGCUCCACCAAAGAAGGUCAUCAAAGCAAGCGCUGCUGCUGCUUCAUCGCCAGCUGGUGAAUCCGUACCAUUGAAUGCUAUCGCAGCUGCCGCAGCAGAAAUCAAACAACAGGAAGGUGACCAUCGACAACAAUAG